Messenger RNA from Komagataella phaffii GS115, 1302 nucleotides. RefSeq names its product Oxidoreductase of the mitochondrial inner membrane, involved in cytoplasmic and mitochondrial iron h. The record is from RefSeq and is a predicted model, not a curated record. Gene Ontology annotation, cellular component: mitochondrion. NCBI's taxonomy places the organism in Eukaryota, Fungi, Ascomycota, Pichiomycetes, Pichiales, Pichiaceae. Gene Ontology annotation, biological process: ubiquinone biosynthetic process. The coding region runs from base 1 to 1302 and encodes 433 amino acids. The transcript has 2 exons.
AUGAUCAGACAGUUUGUCAGGUUUUAUUCGCAAAAAGUGGCCAUUCUGCCUGUUCCUUACGGCUUGUCCCGAUUCGGGGUGGCUCCGGACCAUCCAGAGGUAAAGGAAUGCCAAACAAGAUUCGAAGAGGUAGCUCACGACAAGCGUUUCAACUUUUAUGGUAACGUCGAUAUUGGCAAAGAUGUCUCAAUUGAGAUGCUAAAGGAUAACUACAAUGCUGUCAUUUUUGCCUAUGGGUGCAGCGAGGACAAUAAGCUUAAUAUCAAAGGUGCCGAUCAUAAAGGUGUCAUAAGUUCUCGUCAAUUUGUUGGCUGGUACAACGGUGUCUUUGAUUUGCAAGAUCUUAAUCCUCCGUUAGAGAAGGCGCGUCGUGUUGUGAUUAUAGGCAAUGGAAACGUCGCACUCGAUCUUACACGAGUACUUUUAGGUCCUGUGGAUCCACUAUGGAAAUCCACAGAUAUAACGGCUAAAGCAAUUUCCAAGUUAAAAGAGUCAAAAGUGGAACAUGUAACUAUCGUCGGAAGAAGAGGGUUGCUACAAAGUGCCUUCACCAAUAAAGAACUGAAGGAGUUGAUAGAUAUGCAUUCAAUUGGAGUAGGGUUUAAAGGUGUCUCUGAAGAUCAUAUUGCUCCUUUUGCCCCACUUGCAAAAAAUCUGGGGAGAGUACAAAAGAGAAGGUUGGAUCUUCUUACUAAGUACUUUCAAAAAGUCAAGAAUAGCACCAAAACUGCAUGUACCAAGGAAUGGGAGUUACAGUAUCUACUUUCUCCCAAAGAGAUUAUUGCCAAAGAUGACCAACUUCUAUCCAAAGUAGUGUUUGAACACAACGUAUUAGUUCAGCCUGAUAUAGAUGUUCCGGUGUCAAUAGAGCCGACGGGUGAAUUCACUGAGCUACCCGCAGACCUAUUAAUAUACUCUACGGGUUACAAAGGAUCUGCCAUCCAAGGCUUGAUUGAGGCGGGAAUUCCCUUCAACGAGAAAAAGGGAUAUAUUCCAAACAAAGAUGGUAGGGUAUCGCCGGGAAUUUAUGCAUCAGGAUGGAUCAGAAGGGGUGCUACUGGAGCCAUUGCAUCUACUAUGAUGGAUGCAUUUUUCGUGGCGGAGACAGUGUUAAGUGACUUGGACAACUCUUCAACUGAAAAACAUGGAUUGGGCCACUACAUAAGCAAGCAGAAUAAGCCAGUAGUAACAUGGCAAGACUGGGAAAAAAUACAGCAACACGAGUCCGAAGCGGGAACCUCACUGGGCAAGACCAGAGAAAAACUCACCACAAUUGAUCAAGUGUUGGAACUCAUCAAAUGA